ACUAUGGAGGCGGUGUAGGGCUCGAGUCUUCAGCUAGUUAUUGUAGGCGUCAGGUAGCUCGCCUCGUUUAUGUGUAUAUAUAUAUUUUUUUUAAGGGUUGAUAUUAUACACAACCGUCCGGAAUAUUCGUAGUAAAUGCUGUGGAGAGUGCAGUAUCCCGGGCUGUGUUGAAGGAAGGGUCAUUUGACUGCGGGGAAAGAUGUGCAAUGGAAAGUCAAAGGCAACAUCACAAGCUUGUCGGACCAACCCUUGUUUUAAAUGGUCCUUAUGCUUGCUGCUGGCAUUGGCGGUGGUAACCACAGGGCAAGAUGGUUCAGGUUGUGUCAGACCUGUCAUGGUGGAGCAUGGCUCGGCUACCGUGCCAAAAACCAACAUGGAUGAUUUCCCCGUGGGGACAGUGCUAGAGUAUCAUUGUGACUCUGGUUACCUGUUAGAUGGACCUGGCAUCCUCACCUGCACUGCACUGGGACACUGGUCCUCGGAACCACCACAGUGCAUACACAGUGAUGAAUGCCAGUCUCUACAUUUGCCAAAAAACGGGGGCUACACCUGCCACCCCUCUCCAUGUCGCCAACUUUCUCAUGGCACUGUGAUUGAAUUCUCCUGUGAUGAAGGCUACACCCUGAAGGGAGAUUAUAAAUAUCUUACCUGUCAGUAUGGCGAGUGGGACGGCCCGGUUCAGAUCAGCUGCGUCAAAGAGCAAGGAUGCGUGAGGCCGUACGUGGUUGAAAACAGCUGGGUAAACCACACGGAAACCAACAGAGGCUUGUUCCCUGUGGGCACCGUGCUGCAGUACAGCUGUGACCCUGGUUACCUGCCUGACGGCCCGAACAUUCUCACCUGCAUCUCGCCAGGACGCUGGUCCUCACAGCCUCCCAAUUGUACACAGAGUGGCGCUUGUCUCCGUUUGUCUGAACCAGAGAACGGGGGUUACACCUGCCACCCGUCCCCCUGUAGACUGUUCUCCCACGGCACUGUCAUUGAGUUCUUCUGUCAUCCGGGCUUUGUUCUCAUGGGGGACUACUACCUGACCUGUCAGGAUGGACAGUGGGAUGGCCCCGCGCGAAUCAAAUGUGUCAAACAAGGAUGUAUGAGACCCUUCAUAGAGCAGCACGUUUCGUCUAAUCUGACCGACAACAACAUGGCCGCCUUCCCCGUGGGCGCUGUACUACAAUACCGCUGUGACCCGGGUUACCAACCAGAUGGAUCCACCAUCAUCAGUUGCACUGCCCUGGGACACUGGUCCUCAGAACCUCCUCGCUGUAUACGUACCACCGUGUGCCGUCCUCCGUAUCAGCCGCAGAACGGAGGCUACACCUGCCACCCCUACCCGUGCGGAAGACUCUCUCACGGCACUGUGAUUGAGUAUUUCUGUGACGAAGGCUACAUCAUGAAAGGAGAAUAUAAAUACCUCACCUGUCAAUAUGGCACAUGGGACGGCUUCAUGCAGAUCAGCUGUGUAAUGAAGCAAGAACACAACACAUCCUUAUCAUUGGGGAUGCCGACUUGGUCAAUCAUAUCAUCCACAGCCAGCUCAGUUGCACUCAUCCUGCUGCUGGUGGUCCUCUUUGUGCUUCUGCAGCCAAAACUGAAGUCCUUCCAUCGACGGGAGCGGGAUGUGUCAGGCCAUCCCGUGUCCAUCGCGGUGGAAGGAAUCCAGGUGACUCUACCCUCGUACGAAGAGGCGGUCAGCAAUAACUCUGCUUCGGCCUCCGACCCAAGCAGUGAGUCUCGUGUGCAGAUCGUGUUGUCGGAGGGCUACCCGCAAACAACGGGGCCGGAGGCUGGCCCCUCUCAGCCCUCUUCCCUCAGUCAGCUGCAUUCGGAGAUUGCCGUGAUGGACCCUUCGCCACCUUCAUCCUUCUCUUCGCCCUCGAGCGGGACUCUGCAGCACGCCGGCACCGUAGCUCUGCCUCACGACGACCAGCGCGGCCUCCCUCUGUUCGACUCGGAGGUGGAUUGUUCUGAUGAUAUGCCUUUGCUGAAGGAAGCCUGAAACACAAACCAUGUUGACUCACCGGUGGACACACUUCAAAGUGGCAGCAAGCUAAGUCAUGUCUCUGACCACCCCAAAGCAGAACAUAAGGUCACUUCUGUACAUAUACACACCAACUCACCUCACACUCUAUGUAUACCUAACAUCCUUACGAUACCUCUGCCUUUCUUUUUUCUCAACUGAUGCUUUAAUUAAGCAUGCGACACCACAGCACAGCAUUAUAGGCUUGUGAUGUAAGCUCCGAGCAGGAA
This is a messenger RNA of Hippocampus zosterae (dwarf seahorse), 2247 nucleotides long. RefSeq names its product sushi domain-containing protein 4-like. The transcript is spliced from 11 exons. The record is from RefSeq and is a predicted model, not a curated record. Lineage: Eukaryota; Metazoa; Chordata; Actinopteri; Syngnathiformes; Syngnathidae. Bases 200 to 1996 code for a protein of 598 amino acids.